AUGUCCUGCCCAGACUCACUGCCAGGCCCACCUGACGCUCUUUGGGGGCAGACUCUUGACAAAAGGGAGAAGUGUCCAGCACUGUGGAUUGCCAGCCAGGACAGGUCCUACCUGUUUUCUCCUGAAAGAGGAACUUGGGACCAGUGUAAAUUCUACUGCAUUUCUCAAUCUGCCAAACUGCUCAAGCUGGAGAGUAAAGAAGAGUUGGAUUUCAUAACUGCAACAUCUUUCCAAUACUCUGAACAUCGUGCAGCUGGUGCAUACUACUACCCAUUCUGGACUGGAUUGUCAUACAACUCUGGAAAGAGGAUGUGGUUCUGGACAGAUGAUUCAGCUCUCUCCUCUAACCUGUUUGUGCUCUCAGAUCUCAAUCCUCAGAAUUAUGAAGGUGGAGCUUGUGCAUAUUUGCAAGGUGAUAAAGUGAAACCUGGAGUCUGUGGAGAACUUCGAUUCUGCCUUUGUGAGAAACAGAAGGAAAUACAGGGGAAAAAUAAACUUCAUUGA
This is a messenger RNA of Alligator sinensis (Chinese alligator), 504 nucleotides long. Its product is annotated as C-type lectin domain family 1 member A-like. The record is from RefSeq and is a predicted model, not a curated record. Gene Ontology annotation, molecular function: (1->3)-beta-D-glucan binding. The transcript has 4 exons. Bases 1 to 504 code for a protein of 167 amino acids. Lineage: Eukaryota; Metazoa; Chordata; Crocodylia; Alligatoridae. Gene Ontology annotation, biological process: cellular response to molecule of fungal origin.